Plutella xylostella (diamondback moth) is the source of this 3355-nucleotide messenger RNA. It is a transcript of the gene FNSI, whose product is annotated as flavone synthase I. The record is from RefSeq and is a predicted model, not a curated record. Lineage: Eukaryota; Metazoa; Arthropoda; Insecta; Lepidoptera; Plutellidae.
ACGCGGCGGCGGCAGUGUCCCCCGCGCCGCCCGCCGAGCCGCACGCCGCGACCACGCGCUCUGCCCCGAGCUGUUUCGACACGCCAUUAGGUUGCGAAAGUCUGCGCGAUGAUAUACAAGUGAGAGCCGACAGCUGACGUCUGGGUAACGCUCAUCGCGCACGGUGAGCCAGUUUCUCUCGGGACACUCGACACCCGCUCGGCCGGGGGGCGCGCGCGCCGACUCACGCACACGCGGGACCACACAUCACACGAACAUAUUGCUGUCGAACAGAGACUGAAACCAAUUUUUAAUGUGUCAAGUCAGUAUAGCAUACUGCUGCUACGUCAGAUCGCAGAACGCCUCCAGCAGGAACUACAAGGUUAUGCAAAUGAGUUCUGAACGCUUCUAUACCAGGGGUAAUCUAAAGACCAUUCACAACUUCAAUAAACUUUAACGUCUGGCGUUCUGCCGUUCGGUGUUUAGAGCCUUUCUCUAAUUUGUGUCGUCGGUGCCGCGAUCGCUAAUUGCUAAUUACUGUGAGUGUCGUGUGAUAAGCGCGCGAGUGUUAUCUGUGUUGGUGAGACGGCGACAGUGGCGGCCACGAGUAGCAUGGCGGCGCAGGAGAGCCUGCUGGCGCGCUGCGAGGUGCCCAUCAUCGACCUCGCACACAUCGGUACAGAUGUGUGUCCCAUGAAGUCAGUGGUGCGUCGCAUCGGGCAGCAACUGUUUUCGGCGCUCAGCGGCAAGGGCCUGGCCAUGUUGGUCAACCACGGCAUCGCUGAGGAGAAGUUGAAAGCCGUGUACGGGGACCUGGACAACUUCUGCGCGCUGCCCGAGGGCUGCCAGGCGCAGUACCUGCGCAACCCCGCCAGCAACCACGGCUACGUGCGCCCCGGCAUGGAGCAGUUCGACAUCACCAAGAAGGAGCUGCGUCACUCGUUCAACAUCACAUCGCUGUCUGCGGCCGCGUUCCCCGCGCAGGAGGAGGUGCCGGAGUUCCCGCAGCACGCCGUCCCGCUGGCGCAGGAGUUCACCAACCUGUCGCGCGUUCUGCUGCAGGCGCUGGCGUAUGCUCUAGGUCUACCUCCAGCCACGCUGCUGGACUCGCACUCGGGCAUGCUGGCCAGCGACGGGCGCAACGCGUCCACCAUGCGGCUGCUGUACUACCCGCCGGUGCCGCCGGAGGACGAGGAGGAGAGCCACCACAGCGGGCACCGCUCCUACACGCGCUGCGGCGCGCACGCCGACUACGGCACCUUCACGUUGCUGGCGCAGGACUCGGAGGGCGGGCUUGAGGUGAAGCUGCGCGGCAGCGAGGAGUGGCAGGCCGUGGGGCACCUGCCCGGCGCCAUCAUGGUGCAGACCGGCGAGAUGCUCGCCGCCUGGACCACCAACGUGCUGCCCGCGCUGAUGCACCGCGUGGUAGUUCCAUCGGGCACGUACGCGCGAGCCAGAGGGCGCCACUGCGUCGCGUUCUUCUGCCACCCGGACAACGACGCCAUGAUCCCCAUCGUGCCCCCGCGCCCCGCCGCCCCGGACGCGCCCGCCUGCGUCCCGCACGCCCACCUCACGCUGCACAACCGCCUCAUGAACGCCGCACACCAUCUGCAGAAGCGGUUCAAGGAGACCUACGCAUGACUCGGCUGCCAUUAGUUCACUUCAACACCUAGUGCUGCAACCUCACUUGGCUUUUCGUAUUUGCCAAAAAAAAUUGCCAACAUUUUUGGUGUUCGGCAGCAAACAAUAUCAAAUCACAAAUACGAAUAGCCAAGUGUGGUGCCAGCAUAGUAAGAGGAACUAUACAGUAGAACAGUACCUAUAUGAGAACGAUUAAAAGCUCAAGAUGAUAUUAACUAUCAGCAAAUAUGAUUCAAUGUUUCAGUCGACAAAAAAAUAAGUAAACAAAGUAAAUACCGAUUAAAUAGGUAGGUCCGUGUUUUAUCUCAGGGAAGACGUAACUAUACUAUUUUGUAAGCACAGCUGCUAUUUACCAUUGCUUUUAUUAAUAAAAUCGAAGCUUAGCAGAAGUUCAGGAAAAUUAUUGCCAUCGCACAUAAAUACUUCACUGUAGGGUAGGUGCUUAUAUGAUUUUAUAUUUCUAUUGAUUUACAUACUUAAUUAGUCAAAUGUAGGGACCUUAUUGGGAAAAUGACAGAACAAUGGGUACUAUGUGGUACUAUGGCGUUUGAUGGAUGACAUGUGCCGAAAAUAGCAUUGACACAAUGACAAUAGAAUAAUACGACCAUCCUAUAGAAGCCUUGAAAAUGUAUGAAUGCAUCUAGAAUUUAAUAAAAAUGUUUUCCCAUCAAACCUAUCACAGGAGAGCCUUUAGAUAUACUGCAGUCGAGUGCAAUGAUAGAUAAUUGGUACUUAGUCGGAUAAAUUAGUCGAAGUCGAUUAAUGUCGAAAUCAUUCCUGACUGAUAUUUGCGUUUGAAUUGAAUAUUUCAUUCUUUUAACAUUUUUACCGUUUUUGAUACUUAGAUACUUGCAUUAUUCAAUGUUUUUCGUUAGGAAUCUAGCAAUUAGCGACCGCGAUGUCGUACCUUAAUUUUUUACUUAUACAAUUAUUAUAUUAUUUACUUAGACCAUAUUGAUUGUCUGUGUUCUUGCUUCAGCAUUUCCUAAUAUAUAAGUAGUUUUAUUUACUUAGCUAAAACACUUAUCUUUUUAUAUUUAUUUAGUGGUAGGUAUUCAUCUCCUCAAUACCUUACUAGGUACUAUCUUAUUGUUAUACUACAUGCUAUAUCUAAAAUUUUAGCUCAAUUGUGUAUACUUAUUCGAUAUUGUGUUCAUAACAUCGAAUUUAUAAGAAUUUAACUAGAAUAAAUAAGAUCACUACUUAAAAAGACAGUACUUAUGUGUAUUUACUUAAAAGAAAUUAAAAGCCAGUAUUUGUACUAAAGACACUUAAAAACUGUACUUAAUUCAGCACAAUGAAAAUAUUCAGGUAGACCUACCCAUGUUUGUUGCAUUGUGUAUCGAUAUGUUUUCAGUAUUUUCUUUUUAUGUACAAGUUAUUGUAAUAAUUAGUCAUACCGACAAACUUUAGAACUAAACACCAGGAAGUUGCAGAAAAAUAGACUGCAACAAAACAGUUCUUAAAAACAUUUUUAGAUUAUAAUUAAAUUUUACAACACCUGUUAACAACGACUAAUUUAACACUGGUAAACAAUAUAAAAAAUAAUUUACUUACCAUGAUGCAUGCAUGACCCCACAGUUAAAGUGGCUGCAGUUGGCCGGUGGACCCCGUUUCGCAUUUUACAGUCUGUUGUUUUUACACACAUUAUUAUAUUCAAGUUGCAUUUUACUAAGUUCACAUAAUAUGUAAUGUACAAUCUUCAUUCAAAUUAAAUAGCUAAAUUAAACAAAAA